Molecule: messenger RNA, 1410 nt
Organism: Toxotes jaculatrix (banded archerfish)
Lineage: Eukaryota; Metazoa; Chordata; Actinopteri; Toxotidae
Gene: birc7
Product: baculoviral IAP repeat containing 7
Exons: 7
Coding region: 169-1410 (413 amino acids)
Biological process (GO): positive regulation of protein ubiquitination; negative regulation of apoptotic process; regulation of cell cycle
Cellular component (GO): nucleus; cytoplasm
Molecular function (GO): ubiquitin protein ligase activity; cysteine-type endopeptidase inhibitor activity involved in apoptotic process
Source: RefSeq, a predicted model, not a curated record
GCUGUCAUUCAUUCAAGCAUCAAUGAGCAUACAUUCUGGCAUUUAGUGGUUUUUCUGGAAAGCAGUCUCCUGUAGGCCAAUGUGCAGGCCCCCACAGCUGAUCAUAUUAUUUCAGUCGGUGUGCUGCACUCACCUUCAGUGCGCGCUCCACUAUGGACCGCAAAAGGAAUGACUGGCACAGGACAGAAAGAGAAAGGAAAACCUACAUGCCACAGAAUGACGGAUGACAGUACUAUGCUGCACAUUCUUGAGGAGCGUCAGAUGCGAAGAGAAGGGGAGAGACUUCGAACUUUUCAGAACUGGCCAGCAGAUGCACCUGUCACAUCUGGAGAGCUGGCCAAAGCGGGCUUCUUCUUUCUAGGUUCCGGGGAUAAAGUCCAGUGUUUCUGCUGUGGAGGGAUUUUAAGAUGUUGGGUGCACGGGGACAGCCCAGCCGCAGAGCACAAGAGGCAUUUCCCCACUUGCAGUUUCAUACUGGGUCGAGCUGUGGGAAAUAUUCCUCUCCAGGUUGGAUCCUCGGACUCUGUGGACGGCCAGUUGUUGAGUCAACUCCAGAGGAUGACUAUGGAUGAUCAGGGGACAACUGGACAAGCAGUAUACCCUGAAAUGGAGGCAGAGGAUUCCCGGCUCACCACUUUCCACAACUGGCCCACCGAGGCCUCAGUCCAGCCAGAUGUUCUCGCUAGAGCAGGAUUUUUCUACACAGGUCACGGUGACAAUGUCAAAUGCUUCUACUGUGAUGGGGGGCUGAGAAAUUGGGAACCGGGAGAUGACCCCUGGCAGGAACAUGCCAAGUGGUUUCCACGGUGUGAGUUUUUAAUCCAGUCGAGAGGGCAGGAGUAUAUAAGCAACAUACAGGAUGCCCAUUUCCAUCUGGGUGAGACUGUGGGUGGAUCACAGACCUCCACAGGCAGAGAUAUUGGCUCCAGAAAUGAUAUGGUCGGAAGUCUGGGAGCUUCCUCGGCCAUGCUUUCUCCUGUGGUUCAGACUGUGCUUCAGAUGGGCUUUGAGGCCAGCCUGGUGGAGAGUCUGGUCCAGACCAAGUAUCUUUUGACAGGCCAGCACUACACUUCUGUAUCUGAUCUGGUCACUGAUGUACUGCAGGCAGAAGAGGAGGACAGACAGAGGGGACCACAGAGCAGAGAGCCUGAGAUGAGGCAGGGCUCCAGUGCUGGAAACGUGAGGACACAAACCCCCAUCAGAGAGAAAGUGACGGACCCCAGCCCAGAAGAGCUGCUGAGGCAGCUGCAGGAGGAGAGGACCUGUAAGGUGUGCAUGGACAAGCUGGUGUCCAUCGUCUUCAUCCCCUGUGGUCACCUGGUGGUGUGUGGUGAUUGUGCCACCAGCCUGCGUCACUGCCCCAUCUGCAGAGCUGUCAUCAGAGGCAGUGUUCGUGCUUUCAUGUCUUAA